UGUAGUCACACACACUCUGCAACUCAAAAAAAAAAAAAAAAUGGAUGGGCCCUCCAAUUUAAGAACCCUCCCUCCUCUCCAAGUUUUCUCCACCGUAACCCCGCCACAGUCGUCUUCUUCCUUCAGCUCCAUGACCAAGCUCAAAACCCUAAUCCGCACCCUCAUCAUCUCCCACGUCUGCCGUGCUAUUCGGUACCUCAACAAAGCCAAAUCCAAAACCAUAUCCUUCUUCGUUCUUGUCGUCAAGGUCAGCCAGCCAAUGCAACUUAUUUACCCUACAAAGAAUAGCAAGAACAAGAAGAAGAACAAGAUCUUCUUCGGCUCAUUCCGCUUGCACUACAACUGGUGCUCCUCCACCCAUGUCCUACCGGUGCCGGCUCGCGUCUACGAUGGUCUCACCUCCACAAGCCAUUUGUACUACGACUCGAAUUGGAACUCAAUAGUUUCAACCGAGGAGCAAUGUGGCGGUCAUGGGCAUCAGGUUAGCGGCGAGUCGCAGCUUUCGGGGUAUCUUCAAUGGCUUGAGGAGAACAAGGUGAAUGAAAAAUCCAUGGAGACUGAGACGGAUGAAAAUGAGAUCGAUAAGCUGGCCGAUUUGUUCAUCGCGAGCUGUCACGAGAAGUUCAUGUUGGAGAAGCAGGAGUCUUACAGGAGAUUCCAGGAAAUGCUUGCCAGAAGCGCUUGAUCGAGAUCCAACGAUUAGUUGUUCAGUGUCUGUGUGGGAUCAAAUUUCUCUUUACCUUUCUCAUUCUUCUAUGAAAACAUGUUUCGAGACUUCGAGUGAGGAAAGUGUACUGAUUGGUUGGAUUGAGUAAUUCUUUUCUCUUUUGUUUCUUCUUUAGUUGUGUAGUUACUUGAUUAGCUUGUGUCUUUUUGAAAAUGGUGGGGUGUGGAGAAAUAUUGUACAUGAUGAUGAAGGGUACUUUCUGGGUAUUUGUGGAAUUUUUCUAUUUUCAAAUGGUGAUGGACAUUGUUAAUGUGUUCU
Messenger RNA from Argentina anserina (silverweed cinquefoil), 985 nucleotides. RefSeq lists its product as uncharacterized. NCBI's taxonomy places the organism in Eukaryota, Viridiplantae, Streptophyta, Magnoliopsida, Rosales, Rosaceae. The record is from RefSeq and is a predicted model, not a curated record. The transcript has a single exon. The coding region runs from base 41 to 685 and encodes 214 amino acids.